Molecule: messenger RNA, 921 nt
Organism: Echinococcus granulosus
Lineage: Eukaryota; Metazoa; Platyhelminthes; Cestoda; Cyclophyllidea; Taeniidae
Exons: 5
Coding region: 1-921 (306 amino acids)
Source: RefSeq, a predicted model, not a curated record
AUGGCUUUUACCCACUCUUCCGUACCUGGCACCACUCGUUCGCAUUUAUUCAUUUCCUCUACCAACAAUGUCUCUCCACUCUAUCGUCGUCACCAUCGUCAGCCGGAGAAAUUUUCUUCUACCAUCGGUCAGGACACUUUUAUCCGCAGCAAUUAUAAAGAAAUGAAGAGUACACACUUCCUUACUGCUGCGCUUGCCGUCUUACUUGCUGUCAAUGCCAACGCUACACCUACUGGUCACCGUGAAGUGGCAAAUGGCCCUCCACAUAUGUCUAGCAAGAUCGGAUUAAUGUUGCAGCUUGGAGGCGGCGAGGACGAUGGACGCACACAUGAAUAUGACGACACAGGAGAAAGACAUGCGUGUGUGGAAGACUUCAAGAACGACGGACAUGAGCAUGAAAUCGACCAUGAGGAGAAGUUCUCAUCACAGUGGGAUUGUCAACCCUCACCUUCUUCCCUUUCCUCUGGUUCCUGUUUCAUCUCUCCUUCCUCUUUUACUCCCACAUCCACUUCAUCAUCUGCCGCUCCUUCACAGUCCCAGUCAUCACAACUUUUUUCUUGCCUUCAGUACCACUAUCGCAAGUGGAAAGAACCAACAAUCUCUUCAUAUUUGGCGUUAAAUUCAAUGCUGCCAGAGUCGCACUUAAUAAUAAAUCCGACAGGUGUGAAAUUUCAUCUCCCAUUUCGUACUCUCAGUAGAUGCUGCCUUGCAGUGAGCGCCAGCGGUCUUCCUCCUAUCCACGGUCGUCUUCGCCUCAAUGAUGGUCGAGUUCAUCUCUUUCCAACUUUGGAUGGCUUGGUGUGUGCUUUUCCGGUUGUCCGAACCGUUAUUGGCGUGAUCUUAGUCUUCUUCUACUUAUUCCUCCUUCCAACUACCGCCCGCUGUUUGUCCACCUUCCGAGUCACCAUUGCUGAUGAGUAA